This is a messenger RNA of Phoenix dactylifera (date palm), 1717 nucleotides long. Lineage: Eukaryota; Viridiplantae; Streptophyta; Magnoliopsida; Arecales; Arecaceae. The record is from RefSeq and is a predicted model, not a curated record.
CACCGGCUCACGUCUCCUCCUCUCUCCUCUCUCUCUCUCUCUCUCUCUCUCUCUCUUUAUUUUUCUCUAACCUCGGCAACUUGGGGGAAGGGGGGAGCCGGGGAUCGCCAACGGGGACCUCGGGGGAGGGCGUCGAUGGGCUGAGGGCCGCCGCGUCUUGGGCGGAGGAGAGGCUUCGGUUGCUGUAUUUGGUUCCAAUUCGAAGAGCCAGGCAAGCAUCGGGUUUCGCCUGGAUAAGUUUUCGUGAUUUUACGGUGUUUUCCCAAAAUAAAAUUCUUAAACGGUUAGGGUUUUAUAUUUGUCUUGAAUUUUGUUUUAUUUCGUUUUGUUCUGUACAGGAAGAGGGGAAAAAGCAAGGUCUUGUCUUGCCUGGUAUGAUUUUUUGGUUUCUUUCAGGGGAUUAUUGAAUGUUUUGGUUUCGCUUAUGGAGGGAUUUUUGAUAAUUAUGCUGAUUUUGUCAUGUUUUAUGUUAUUCGAGGGGUCGUUUUGAUAGAAAAGGGGUUGGUUUGAUUGGUUUGGGGAGGAAAGUUUGUUUUUUUAUUGCGGGAUUUUAUUCGAUUGGGUGAUUCUUUUCAUCUUUAGUCACAUUGCUUUCCUUCCAUUAUUUUAUUUGGAGCGAAAUUGAUCAUAAAGGAGGUUUUCAGAUUUGUGGCGUGGUUGGGCCAAGGCGAGGGUUUUUCUGAGGGAAAAUGGCCUUGGCUUUUGCCCGUGUUUCUUACUGGCUUUGGGGCGGGAAAGAUCUCGAAGCCCGGAACAAUUCUUCUCAGAGUUCUUCUCCGGAUUUCCUUUCGGGAUUUGGGGAGCCGGAUUCCUUGAAAUUCCGACCUGUUGAUGGGCCUAAGAUGCGGUCGCCGUCGAGAAGAAUUAAGAGGAAGUGGCAUAGCCGGGAAGAGCGGAGGAUCGACAGGGAGUACGAUAUCGUCCUUGUCCCCUCGGAUGGAGGAUGCAUGUCGGGUUCUGAAUCCGAUGAUUCGGAUUGGUCGAUUGGGUGGUUGGAGCCUCAUGCCCCUGACUUCCAAAGUGAAGCGGAGAGCAGCUUCGCUGUCCUGGUCCCAUGCUAUGGGCGUGGUCGCUGUGAGCAGCCUGAGAGGUUGAAGACUCAUGUCCUGGGUGUUGGUGACCUCAUGGAUGAUAAUCUUUCUGAUGGCAAGAAUUACAUAGAAGAAUGGCUCUCUUCUCUUCAGAACACCUGAUCUCACAAACGACCUAUUUGUCAGCUUGGCCUUAUAAGAUGCGUUCUUUAUCUUUCAAAGAUCUUAAAACAUUAUAAAAAGGAAAAAAAAAAUGUAUAAGAGAGAGAAGAACAUAGAGAGCAAUGGGGUGUUGAAAUUCCAGCUGGAUUAUUAGGCUGUGAAGAUUCUGAAGCAAACUACUUGUUGUGAAGCAACUAAAGAGAGAGAAGCAGCUGAGGUUAACUGAUCCAAUUGAAAGUUCUACACAUUUUUUUUUAAUGGGGAUGAUUGAAGUCACUAAUUGCUUACAUUGUUUAACCUCCUUGCUUUCUGCCCCCCAUUAGGGAUUUGUUGCAUUGUGGGUUUGUACAUAUGGGCAUAUGUAGUUCUUCUGUAAAUAUUGCUGUAAAUAUGGAACCAUCCUUGACCAACUAUGCUCUAAAUAGUCUCUGUUUUAGAAAGGCCAAGCUUCUAGCAGCCUGCAAGGCAGGUUUCUCUGUUUAAUACUAUAUAAUUUUAUAAACUCUACUAAUAUUCUUGUUGAA